GUGACAGGCUACAGCCCAUCUGGUCAUGUGAUUAGGAACCGCAACUAAUAUUAUCGAGCAAACAACAAUUCGAAAACAGUCAGUCCUUGCGUGGAGAGUCAACGAAUGUCACCAAAAUGAGGAUUCUGUAAGUAUUUCGAUGACAUUUUGUAUUGUUUAGAAUGCGACAAGAAUAACUACUGUAGUCCUCGUGGUUUUUGCUUCUAGCUAAAAGGCUAAAUUGUUGACCUAUUUUACAUGAAGACCUUUGGGCUAUACUUCCUUGUUUUUUUACAGUUUGCACUUUUUAUUUGUUGACUAAGCUAUUCUAGAGAUUGUAUUUGUUUUGUGCACGAUUUCAACUGAGGGAGGCGUCGACAAUCUCUGUUGCAGCCUUGCACAGGCAGUAACACAGAGGCAGAUCCUUUGUUUAGCACAGAGGUCAAACGUUUUCUGAAUGUUAUACUUUAAUUUUGCUGAUUUUAUAAUGCUCUCGCACAUUUUAUUAAUGGUUUUCUCUGAUAUUUUGUUUGUAAACACCCUCUUAUUUACUUUAGGUUGGCCUUCAGUGUCCUCAUAUGCAGCUCAUUGGUUUUGAGUGAACAUCUUGAGGCUGAUCAAGAUAUCUUGUGAGCAAACAACCCUAACAUUGUAAAGUUUUUGGAAAUGAACCGCUACAAUGUGUGAUUUACCAUCAUUUGAAGCUACAUCACAUAAUGUAUUUUCAGGAUACCAGAAGACUGGACUCGUGUAGGCAGGAUCUCCUCCACAGAGAAGUUGGAGCUGACCUUUGCUUUGAGACAGCAGAAUGUGGACCAACUGGAAGACCUGCUGCUACUGGUUUCGGACCCUGAGUCGGCACAAUAUGGUAGAAAUCAUUCUCAUGCUUAAAACGGCAAACAUUUUACACCAUUCCUGGGCUCACUAACAAUCAAAUAGAUUUUGAGGAGAUGAAACUUACUGACUUUUAUCCCCUUGGAUAAUUGAUAUCAUUGGAUACAUUGGAUAAUAUGCAUUACUGUGUACUCCUUUACAGCACUGUGUCAAUUAUGUCUGUGUUAGGCAAGCAUCUGACUCUAGAGGAGGUGGCUGCUCUAAUACGUCCAUCCCAGCUGACCCAGAAAGUGGUUCGUCACUGGCUGCAGAGUCACGGGGUCACAGACUGCCAGACCAUCCUCACUCAGGACUUCCUCCAAUGCUCCAUGACCACGCAGUAAGGGCCUCUCUCUCAAAUCACAUGCGCCGACUACAACAGGUGUAGACUUUACCGUGAAACGCUUGCUUGGGAGCCCUUCCCAGCGAUGUAAAGUAAAAAAAUUAAUUAAUAGUAACGCGAGGAAUAAAAUACACAAGAAUGAAGCUAUAUACAGGGAGUACCAGAUGAAUGUUCAGGGUUACAAGGCAUUUGAGGUAGAUGCAUCUAACAUCUCAUUCCAAAGUCAUGGGCAUUAAUAUGGAGUUGGUCCCCCCUUUGCUGCUAUAACAGCCUCCACUCUUCUGGGAAAGCUUUCCACUAGAAGUUAGAACAUUGCUGCGGGGACUUGCUUCCAUUCAGCCAUGAGUAUUAGUGAGGUCGGGCACUGAUGUUGGGCGAUAAGGCCUGGCUCGCAAUCAGUGUUCCAAUUCAUCCCAAAGGUGUUCGAUGGGGUUUAGGUCAGGGCUCUGUGCAGGCCAACCAAGUUCUUCCACACCAAUCUCGACAAACCAUUUCUGUAUGGACCUCGCGUUGUGCACGGGGGCCAUUGUCAUGCUGAAACAGGAAAGGGCCUUCCCCAAACUGUUCCCACAAAGUUGGAAGCACAGAAUCGUCUAUAAAGUAAUUGUAUGCUGUAGCGUUAAGAUUUCCCUUCAUUGGAACUAAGGGGCCUAGCCUGAACCAUGAAAAACAGCCCCUAACAAUUAUUCCUCCUCCACCAAACUUUAUAGUUGACACUAUGCAUUGGGGCAGGUAGCGUUCUCCUGGCAUCCGCCAAACCCAGAUUCGUCCGUCGGACUGCCAGAUGGUGAAGCGUGAUUCAUCACUCCAGAGAACGUGUUUCCACUGCUCCAGAGUCCAAUGGCGGCGAGCUUUACACCACUCCAGCCAAUGAUUGGCAUUCGCAUGGUGAUCUUAGGCUUGUGUCUGGCUGCUCGGCCAUGGAAACCCAUUUCAUGAAGCUCCCUACUAACAGUUUUUGUGCUGAUGUUGCUUCCAGAGGCAGUUUGGAACUCAGUAGUGAGUGUUACAACUGAGGACAGACGAUUUUUACACGCUACACGCUUCAGCACUCAGCGGUCCAGUUCUGUGAGCUUGUGUGGCCAACCACUUUGCGGCUGAGCCGUUGUUGCUCCUAGGCGUUUCCACUUCACAAUAACAGCACUUACAGUUGACUGGGUCAGCUCUAGCAGGGCAAAAAAAUUACGAACUGACUUGUUGGAAAGGUGGCAUCCUAUGACGGUGCUAAGUUGAGUCACUGAGCUCUUCAUUGAGGAUAUUCUACUGCCAAUGUUUGUCUAUGGAGAUUGCAUGGCCGUGUGCUUGAUUUUAUACGCCUAUCAGCAACGGGGUGGCUGAAAUAGCAUGAUCCACUAAUUUGAAGGGGUGUCCACAUACUUUUGUGUAUAUAGUGUAUGUACAUGAAGGCAGGGUAAAGUGACUAGGUAUCAAGAAGAAGAAGAAUAGACAGAGUAGCAGCAACAUAUGAGUGUAAAAGUGUGUUCUGUAUGAUUGUGUGUGGGUUUUAUGUCAGAGUAGUCUGUCUGUCUGUCGAAGCUGUCUUGAAGCCUGUUGGGCCGAGGGCCAAAUUUUAUUUUAUUUAUUUAAUUUUUUUCGGUACCGUUUGCUGACGUCGACUCACUCACUGACUUCACACACAGUUUCUCCAGACAAAUUCUCAAAUGAUUGGGGGAUGUCAUUAUUGUUGGUUACAAAGUCAGGGCCACAAUCACUAGUGGAACAUUACAGAUAGAAAUGUCAUGAAUAAAGCUCAUGUGAUUCCUGAUUUCUACAUGUCAGACUCAUAUUAACUCUACAUAAUACAUUUUAUAUCUGAACGUUCCACAAUGCUGUUCACUGCUGGCCCAGGUUUUACCACCCAUGUCUGGGCCCAAGAAAAACGAAUCCUAGAUCAGCAUUCCCUCUGAGAUGCUUUAUGAACUCCAUACAGCUGCCACAGAGAGUGAGGCUUUCUACUUCUCCUGUUUCAGAGUGGCAGAGGCCCUGCUUCCAGGCAUUGAGUUUCACCGCUACGUAAGAGAUGGCAUCUCCCUGGUGAGGUCAUCAUCUGCAUACCAGGUGCAUGAGGAUGUUCUCCAACAUCUUGACUUUGGUGAGCAACAAGUUCAUCAUGACCAUUUCUGAGGUUGUCGAAAGUAAUGCUAUGGAUAUCUUAUAGCUAGUAUGGUAAUAGUAUAACAAACCAGUUGUUAAGAGUGUGACAAACAAUAUUAUGGAUGUGAUGAUCAUUUAUUUAUGUCUUUCCACCCAUAGUUGGAGGUGUUCACCGCUUUCCACCCAAGGGGCAGGACCUCAAUGAAGUCUUGACAAAGAGGAGACGGUCUGGAGCGAAGUUUCAUCUUGGAAACACACCCGCCACCCUCAGGUCUCGAUACAACCUGACAGCAGCGGACGUGGGUUCAGCUCAGAACAACAGUCAAGCCGUGGCUCAGGUAUUUGACCACUUGUUAUGUCAAUACCAAUGGACAGCUGUGUCGGACUAGAACAGUUGAUAGAAAAUAUAGGGGGCAAAUGUUUUGCCUCGAUCUAACAAUGAACUUGCCUGUCUGGCAUAAUGUGAAUCUAAGGGCUCAAUUCAAUCAGCCCACUUUGCUCAGUAGCUCUCUUUCCCAUGGUCAAAUAAAAAUACUAAACUGAUCUUUGGUACUAUAUACAAACCUACAACUACUGCCAGGUAGACACCCCUCACAGAUGUGCUUUCACUUUUCAGAAUGAGAAGAGUGUGUGAGUAGGAUGACAUUUGUACGGUGGAUAUGGUUUGAUUGAAUUCCAGCAUAGCUAUCAUCUUAUCCUCUGUCCAGUUCUUGGAGCAGUUCUACCACCCUGCUGACCUGGCUGAGUUCAUGAUGCUGUACGGACGGGGAUUCCAGCACCUGUCUAAGAUUGACCGGGUGGUGGGCGUUCAGGGAGCAGGGAAGGCCGGUCUGGAGGCCAGCCUGGAUGUGGAGUACAUCAUGAGCACAGGGGCCAACAUCUCCACGUGGGUCUUCACCAAUCCAGGUAUACUAACAAUGACAAACCAGAGUGUUAAUGUAGCCUUAGUCACGUUGCCUUUGCAAAAAAAGGUUUCUUUACAUUUGCAUGUUAAUCAUUUGGCGGACGUGACUUAUAAUAAGUGCAUUGAACUAAGGAAGGCGUGACGACCACAUAUCAUCGUCGCGAGUAAGCUAAAACCUUUCCAAGAAUGCUCCUAGCAACAUCCACAAUGCUAGUGAGAUCAAAUACCCAGUGGUAUAUAUAUUUUUGUAUCUUUAGCUAUGUCUCAUAUGUCCAUACUAAUAUACCACUUAGAAUGAAGCAAUGUAUUGGGGAUGCACUCUUAGUACAGGUAGGUAGUAUGCUAGAGUAGAUAUUGAAACAGCCUUUGUCUGAUAGUGGUUUGAUAAUGGAUACUUCUUGACUGCUCCUCAGGUCGCCAUGAGUCCCAGGAGCCAUUCCUCCAGUGGAUGUUGCUGCUCAGCAACAUGACGGACAUCCCGUGGGUCCACACCAUCAGCUACGGGGACGAUGAGGACAGCCUGUCCUCCGCCUACAUGAUGCGCAUCAACACUGAGUUCAUGAAGGCUGGCGUCCGGGGAAUCUCUAUACUGUUUGCCUCAGGUUAGUCUGUGCUAGCCUGGGCCAAAAUCUGUUUGUGCUGUCUUGCCAACACCAAUGGUCAAAAUGCAUGACAAUGACCAUCGGUGUUGGCAAAAGCGCACAAAUAGAUCUGGGACCAGGCUAAGUCAACAUUUUCUGUUUUUUUGGCUUUUUACUUAUAAGUGUUUACGAUCUUGAUCUAGUAGUCAGACAGUGACAGCAGAUUUAUGAUUGUACAUUUAAAAUGAUCUAGACUAUUUGAAUAGUUCAAACUCAAGCAGGUGUUGUGGAUGUUGUAAGAGGUGAUGUGGCCUUGGUUUUUGUGGUGAUGCCAUUGUUACUUUGGAAAUGUGUAAUUUCAGAUAUGAGUCAGGCAGGCAUAUGAUACAUGAACACGGCACCAUGUUUAAUUGAGUAAAUUGACUACUAAAAUUGUGGACAAUGUUUUUUUUUGUAAUCCAUAAUAAUGUCAUCUUGGGUAAGACUAUAAUUUCCCUGAAGUUCGUUUUCAUACUUUAACAAUCUUGCCUCAGGUGAUAGUGGAGCUGGCUGCAAACACUUGACCAAAGGAGAGAAUUCUUUCAGACCAAGCUUUCCUGCAUCAAGGUGAGCCAUUUUCACUGUUGAAAGAAACGAAUGGCACUUGUGUUAUUUGGGUAUUCAUUGCUUUAUUUGAAUCCAUAAAAUACGGAAAGUAUUCGAUUUUGUGCAAGAUUCAAUCCAAUCGCAGGUUAUAGAGUGGCGCAGCGGUCUAAGGCACUGCAUCUCAGUGCUUGAGGCGUCACUACAGACCCCCUGGUUCGAUUCCAGGCUGUAUCACAAUCGGCCGUGAUUGGGAGUCCCAUAGGGCGGUGCACAAUUGGCCCAGCGUCGUCCGGGUUUGGCCGGUGUAGGCCGUCAUUGUAAAUAAGAAUUCGUUCUUAACUGACUUGCCUAGUUAAAUAAAGGUAAAAUAAAUAAAAAUAAAUACGCAUUCCGGUUUUUAAAGGCAGUUUCUCGAUUGAUUUGACAUAUGCAGCGUUUAACGUGGCAACAUUGACUUUAAAUGCCGCAGUGCUUGUAGACCGGUUGGUUGACAAAGUCACGACAAUGAUGUGUGCGCAUCUGAGGCUAAAUACUUAGUCUCUAAACUAGUCAACAAUAGUCUAUUUUGUAAUCUGAAAUCAAUAGAAUAAGAGAACCAUUGUCUUUGUGGGGCAGUGGGGUCGGUUUUCCAGUCCAUACCCAAAUCUGUUCUCCAAAGUGAAUUUCUAUGCUUUCAGCCCAUACGUGACGACAGUGGGGGGAACUUCAUUCAAGAAUCCAUUCAAGAUCACCUAUGAGGUCACGGACUACAUCAGUGGCGGCGGCUUCAGCAAUGUUUUUAAGAUGCCAGACUACCAGGUAUUAAGAGCGUCUAUGCAGGACAUAAACUCACGGACACUGCCAUAGGUCUUUCCUAAAUAUGUGCUUUUUAAAGUGAUCUUUAGAAUUAAAAAAAAUAUAUAUAUAUAUAUAUAUAUGUUGUACGUAACUGAGUAAAAAGACAAAUUAGAUGUAUUCACUAACUAUCAGUUUAGGUACACAAAAGUUCUACCAACAGAUGAGGUCCAGGCUAAUUCUACCAGUAGACCUAAUUGAUGCACACUAAAUGAUGUGUGAAGUAUUUAUUUAUGUAUGGUUUAUUUGGAUAGAGACUGAUACAAAUACGUUGAUUGAAUAAACAAUGAUCUGAUAGCUUGUCACUUUUUGCCGUAGGUCGGUGCUGUGGAGGGUUAUCUGAAAGCGGUGUCGAGUCUCCCUCCAAAGACGUACUUCAACACCAGUGGACGGGCCUACCCAGACAUAGCCGCUCUCUCAGACAACUACUGGGUGGUCACCGAUAGGGUACCUAUCCCCUGGGUGUCUGGUACUUCGGUAAGAAAAUAGUAUCUCAUAGGGUGAAUCUCAAAAGUAUUUUGUUGAUUCCUCGUACAACCUCAAAACAGAUUGGAGAAGAUCUUCCAAUAUACUUUGAGAAGGAGGCAAAGAAUAAACUCAGACUUUUUAGAUUCACCUAUUUUUUUCUCUCACCUGCUUAUCUCCAAAUGUAAAAAGUAUUCAACUGUAUCUAUGAGAAAUACUAUAUAUGUUAUUAUAUUUACAUGUUUGUCAUUUUAGCAAACACUUUUAUCCAGAGCAACUUAAAGGAGCAAUUAGUGCCUUGCUCAAGGGCACAUUGACAUAUUUUUCACCUAGUCAGCUCUGGAAAUAGAACCAGCAACAUUUCAGUUACUGGCCCAAUGCUCUUAAACACUAAGCUACCUGUCGACUCUUGGAUCAUAUAAUGCAUUAACAAUGAAUAUUUACUCAUGUGUUGUUCUUUAGGCCUCCACCCCUGUGGUUGGAGGAAUCCUCUCUCUGAUCAACGACCAGCGCUUUCUGAAAGGCCUGCCUUCUCUGGGCUUCCUCAAUCCCCGCCUGUACCAGCUGCAGGGCCAGGGACUCUUUGAUGUAAGUCACUGAUCAUUCGAUAUGGGGAAAAUAAGACUAGUUUCAUGUUGGGUAUGGUGGUGUCAUGUAUGUGUAUAGUCACAGUAGUGGUGGGAAAAACUACCCAAUAGUCAUACUUGAGUUAAAGUAAAGAUACCUUAAACGAAAAUGACUCAAGUGAAAGUCACCUAGUAAAAGACUACUUGAGUGAAAGUCUAAAAGUAUUUGGUUUUAACUAUACUUAAGUAUAAAAAAUAAAUGUAAUUACUAAAAUAUACUUAAGUAUCAAAAGUAAAAGUAUGAAUCAUUUCAGAUUCCUAACCACACGGCACCAUUUUAUUUUUUAUUUAUUUAUUUAUGGAUAACAGGGGCACACUCCAACACUUAGACAUAUUUACAAAUGAAUCAUUUGUGUUUAGUGAGUCUGCCAGAUCAGAGGCAGUAGGGAUGACCAGGGAUGUUCUCUUGAUAAGUGUGUGAAUAUGACAAUUUUCCUGUCCUAGUAAGCAUUAAAAAUGUAACAAGUACUUUUGGGUGUCAGGGAAAAUGUAUGGCGUAAAAAGUACAUUAUUUUCUUGAGGAAUGUAGUAAAGUAAAAGUUGUCAAAUAGUAAAGUACAGAUGUACUACUUAAGUACUUUACGGCAAUGGAGCAUCUAGUGCAGGGGUUCUCAAAGUUGGGUGUACUGCAGGGGAUCCGCGGACAGAUAAAGUGUGUAUAUAUAUAUAUAUAUAUAUGUGGGGGAAAAAAGUAUUUAGUCAGCCACCAAUUGUGCAUGUUCUCCCACUUAAAAAGAUGAGAGAGGCCUGUAAUUUUCAUCAUAGGUACACGUCAACUAUGACAGACAAAAUGAGGAAAAAAAAUCCAGAAAAUCACUUUGUAGGAUUUUUAAUGAAUUUAUUUGCUAAUUAUGGUGGAAAAUAAGUAUUCGGUCAAUAACAAAAGUUUCUCAAUACUUUGUUAUAUACCCUUUGUUGGCAAUGACACAGGUCAAACGUUUUCUGUAAGUCUUCACAAGGUUUUCACACACUGUUGCUGGCAUUUUGGCCCAUUCCUCCAUGCAGAUCUCCUCUAGAGCAGUGAUGUUUUGGGGCUGUCGCUGGGCAACACGGACUUUCAACUCACUCCAAAGAUCUGGAGACUGGCUAGGCCACUCCAGGACCUUGAAAUGGUUCUUACGAAGCCACUCCUUCGUUGCCCGGGUGGUGUGUUUGGGAUCAUUGUCAUGCUGAAAGACCCAGCCACGUUUCAUCUUCAAUGCCCUUGCUGAUGGAAGGAGGUUUACACUCAAAAUCUCACGAUACAUGGCCCCGUUCAUUCUUUCCUUUACACGGAUCAGUCGUCCUGGUCCCUUUGCAGAAAAACAGCCCCAAAGCAUGAUGUUUCCACCCCCAUGCUUCACAGUAGGUAUGGUGUUCUUUGGAUGCAACUCAGCAUUCUUUGUCCUCCAAACACGACGAGUUGAGUUUUUACCAAAAAGUUCUAUUUUGGUUUCAUCUGACCAUAUGACAUUCUCCCAAUCCUCUUCUGGAUCAUCCAAAUGCACUCUAGCAAACUUCAGACGGGCCUGGACAUGUACUGGCUUAAGCAGGGGGACACGUCUCGCACUGCAGGAUUUGAGUCCCUGGCGGCGUAGUGUGUUACUGAUGGUAGGCUUUGUUACUUUGGUCCCAGCUCUCUGCAGGUCAUUCACUAGGUCCCCCCGUCUGGUUCUGGGAUUUUUGCUCACCGUUCUUGUGACCAUUUUGACCCCACGGGGUGAGAUCUUGCAUGGAGCCCCAGAUCGAGGGAGAUUAUCAGUGGUCUUGUAUGUCUUCCAUUUCCUAAUAAUUGCUCCCACAGUUGAUUUCUUCAAACCAAGCUACCUAUUGCAGAUUCAGUCUUCCCAGCCUGGUGCAGGUCUACAAUUUUGUUUCUGGUGUCCUUUGACAGCUCUUUGGUCUUGGCCAUAGUGGAGUUUGGAGUGUGACUGUUUGAGGUUGUGGACAGGUGUCUUUUAUACUGAUAACAAGUUCAAACAGGUGCCAUUAAUACAGGUAACGAGUGGAGGACAGAGGAGCCUCUUAAAGAAGAAGUUACAGGUCUGUGAGAGCCAGAAAUCUUGCUUGUUUGUAGCUGACCAAAUACUUAUUUUCCACCAUAAUUUGCAAAUAAAUUCAUAAAAAAUCCUACAAUGUGAUUUUCUGGAGAGAAAAAAUUCUCAAUUUGUCUGUUAUAGUUGACGUGUACCUAUGAUGAAAAUUACAGGCCUCUCUCAUCUUUUUAAGUGGGAGAACUUGCACAAUUGGUGGCUGACUAAAUACUUUUUUCCCCCACUGUAUAUAUAUAUAUAUAGUGUACCAGUCAAAAGUUUGGAGACACCUACUCAUUCCAGGGUUUUUCUUUUCUUUUUACUAUUUUCUACAUUGUAAAAUAAUAGUGAAGACAUAAACUUUUAAUUAACACAUAUGGAAUCAUGAAGUAACCAAAAAAGUGUUAAACAAAUCAAAAUAUAUAUAUUUUUUGAGAUUCUUCAAAGUAGCCACCCUUUGCCUUGAUGACAGCUUUGCGCGCUCUUGGCAUUCUCUCAACCAGCUUCAUGAGGUAGUCACCUGGAAUGCAUUUCAAUUAACAGGUGUGCCUUGUUAUUUUGUGGAAUUUCCUUCCUUCUUAAUGCGUUUGAGCCAAUCAGUUGUGUUGUGACAAGGUAGAGGUGGUAUACAGAAGUUAGCCCUAUUUGGUAAAAUACCAAGUCCAUAUUAUGGCAAGAACAGCUCAAAUAAGCAAAGAGAAACGACAGUCCAUCGUUACUUUAAGACAUGAAGGUCAGUCAAUCCGGAACAUUUCAAGAACUUUAAAAGUUUCUUCAAGUGCAGUCGCAAGAACCAUCAAGCUCUAUGAUGAAACUGGUUCUCAUGAGGACCGCCACAGGAAAGGAAGACCCAGAGUUACCUCUGCUGCAGAGGAUAAGUUCAUUAGCGUUAACUGCACCUCAGAUUGCAGCCCAAAUAAAUGCUUCACAGAGUUCAAGUAACAGACACAUCUCUACAUCAACUGUUCAGAGGAGACUGCGUGAAUCAGGCCUUCAUGGUCUAAUUGCUGCAAAGAACCCACUACUAAUGGACACCAAUAAGAAGAGGCUUGCUUGGGCCAAGAUACACGAGCAAUGGACAUUAGACCGGUGGAAAUCUGUCCUUUUGGUCUGAUGAAUCCAAAUUUGAGAUUUUUGGUUCCAACCGCUGUGUCUUUGUGAGAUGCGGAGUAGGUGAACAGAUCAUCUCUGCAUGUGUGGUUCCCACAGUGAAGCAUGGAGGAGGAGGUGUGAUGGUGUGGGGGUGCUUUUCUUGUGACACUGUCCGUGAUUUAUUUAGAAUUCAAGGCACACUUAACCAGCAUGGCUACCACAGCAUUCUGCAGCGAUACGCCAUCCAUCUGGUUUGCGCUUAGUGGGACUAUCAUUUUGUUUUUCACAGGACAAUGAUCCAACACACCUCCAGGCUGUAUAAGGGCUAUUUGACUAAGAAGGGGAGUGCUGCAUCAGAUGACCUGGCCUCCACAAUCAUCCGACCUCAACCCAAUUAAGAUGGUUUGGGAUGAGUUGGACUACAGAGUGAAGGAAAAGCAGCCAACAAGUGCUCAGCAUAUGUGGGAACUCCUUCAAGACUGUUGGAAAAGCAUUCCUCAUGAAGCUGGUUGAGGGAAUGCCAAGAUUGUGCAAAGCUGUCAUCAAGGCAAAGGGUGGCUAUUUGAAGAAUCUGAAAUAUAAAAUAUAUUUUGAAUUGUUUACAUGAUUCCAUAUGUGUUAUUUCAUAGUAAAGAUAAAGAAACCCCCUUGAAUAGGUGUCCAAACUUUUGACUGGUAAUAUAUAUAUAUAUAUAUAUAUAAACAAUCAAUUUAAACUAAUUUUGGCCAAGGAAUAAGUUUAGUGUGUAAUAAAUUGUUAACCCUAUUACAUUGUAUGUUCAGGCUCACAUGGGUAUUGGUAUCCACAGUACUCCAAGAAUUAUCCCUGUUUCAACUCAAUACUUAUUGUAUUCCCAAAAAUGGUUGCAUUUUUCAACAUAAAAAAAUAUAUAUAUUCUCUUAGCAUCAUGGCAAAAUGUGUAGAAUUGCAGGAUAUUGGCUUUUUAAAAGCUGGAACAGCUAAAAACAUCUCUUCCCUAUAAAAAUGUGUAGAAUUGCAGCACAUUUCCUUAAAUUGCAACAUUUUCUCUCCAGUGCCAAGAGGCGGGCCUUUAAAAUGUUCCUUCCCAGGGCCCGAGACUUGGUUAAUCCAGCCAUGCACUGCUGGCUAAAUCAUAGUAAAAUGCCUUGUAUGAGAUAGAUGGAGAGAUCUCAGUCUAGUUGUGUUCUGAUUUUAUGAAUUUGCUAAGGUAUCCCCCGCCCCAAAAAGUUUGAGAAUCCCUUGAGCUAUUGUUUCUCAAUGUUGUAUUGUGAAGACCACCACAAGAUGGCAGUAAAGAAGAGGUUUCCUCCUGUCAUUCCAUUUACUGACUGCUUUCUGUUCCGACCCCCAGGUGACUGAUGGUUGUCACCUGAGCUGUCUGGACGAGCAGGUCCAGGGGAAGGGUUUCUGCGCGGCACCAUCGUGGGACCCAGUCACCGGAUGGGGAACGCCCAACUACCCUGCUCUGCUGGCUGCCCUGGUGUUGGAGAAAUGAACGCCUGGGACUCUAUUCAGAAAGUGCAAAUGUAACAGAAUGUUAAGAUAGAAAGGUAGUGUGUGGAACAAACCUUUGUCUGCGGUGUAGAGUAGAGAUUGUGUCAGCUCUAUAUUUGUUACAUUUCUAACUGCAACUUUCUGAACGUUUCACCUCAGAAUACACCCCUGACAAUUUUGAAGUACUUCAGCUGCCUGCUUAUAUGGUGUCAAGCAAUGCCUCCUUUCACCUUCCAUUGUAAAUUACACUGGACAGAUACUUUUAUUUUUAAAUGGAAAACACAAUUCUGGCAUAUCCUUCGUCUCAGGUUGUUUGAUACUUUUGAAGGAUAGACUCAUUUAAUGUGGUCAGUGACAUAAAAUAUACAUUAAUUUUCACUGUUACAAGUUCAUCAGUCAGCCAUAUGAUCGUAACCAGAUCUGGUGGGCUAAUCAAUGACAAGGUACGUAGAUCAAACAGGUAUUCUUUUCAUAUUGUUUUUGCAUGCGUGUAAUGAUAAAUAUUUCUACUCAAAAGGGUGGUGAAGUUAGGCCUAUGCUAUACAUUUCUUAUCUGAAUCUUGGACAAAUCGUUUUUUGCUUGAGGAGAGAAGCAGCAUUUACCAUGGUGUUAUUGAUUUCAAAUAUGUUCUGUGGUUGCACACACAGGCCUAUACCAAAUAAUUACCGAUUUUAAUCUUGAUGUGCUCAUUUGAGCAAAUUGAUUCUGCAAAUCUCUAUCCACCAGAAUUGUUGCACUUGUUUUUACUUUUUAAUAGGUUUUUGGAAAUGGUCCAUGCAAUGUAUAAAAUAAAGACUGCAUUGAUUGUAAACAUUGAAUGAAGUUGGAAAUAAUGAGUUCGCUCUGCCGUCCGUACUUGAACUUGUCUUUGCUUUGAGGAAAUAAACUGUACUUACUGGUGGUGA
This is a messenger RNA of Coregonus sp. 'balchen', 12771 nucleotides long. The record is from the annotation of a GenBank genome assembly. NCBI's taxonomy places the organism in Eukaryota, Metazoa, Chordata, Actinopteri, Salmoniformes, Salmonidae.